Pangasianodon hypophthalmus (striped catfish) is the source of this 2354-nucleotide messenger RNA. It is a transcript of the gene sugp1, whose product is annotated as SURP and G patch domain containing 1. The record is from RefSeq and is a predicted model, not a curated record. Bases 122 to 1999 code for a protein of 625 amino acids. NCBI's taxonomy places the organism in Eukaryota, Metazoa, Chordata, Actinopteri, Siluriformes, Pangasiidae. The transcript has 14 exons. Gene Ontology annotation, cellular component: nucleoplasm. Gene Ontology annotation, biological process: RNA processing. Gene Ontology annotation, molecular function: RNA binding.
ACCGCCGUUCCGCUAGAUGGCACUCUAAAACCCCUCACUUCACAGAUAAACAUUUGUUUUCUCAAGAGAGCCCGAACUAGCGCUUCUCUUCAGCCUCAACCGGGCUUUUUACGUCCUGGAAAUGGAGUCAAAUGACGCAGCUCGAGGAGGCUGGAAAAGUAAAUCAGCUCACCAGAAGAGCAAGUUUAACGUUAUAAUGCGUCAGGAGGAGCUCAUAGCACAGAAGAAGCGAGAAAUAGAGGCCAAGUUGGCCGAGCAAGCCAAGCAGAACCUGUCAGCUCCCAGCAAGCCAUCAGCAGAGAGUACCUCUGAAUCGCAGGGACUGACCUCAAACAAGUUUGUGAACGAUGGAAGCUUUCUUCAGCAGUUUCUAAAGAUGCAGAAGGAGAAAUCCAACCCAGAUUCAGCAUCCAGCAGUGACUCCGGAGGAACCUCGUCUUCUUCACAGAGCCAGAAGAAAAACAUUCUGGUUGGGAAACGGCCCGGUUUGGGUGUUGGCAGCAUGCUCAAUCAGUAUAAGAGCUACUCCCAGACCAAAAAGACACCACUUCAGAUCCCUCGACCAAGUAUCUUCAGCUCACCGGACGAAGACGAGGACGAGGACGAGAGCGAUGACGCGCACUACCUGGAGGUUAAAGUUUCCCCCCCAGAGGAUGAAGAUUUGGUCAACAUCAUCAACCGGUUGGCUGCUUUCAUUGCCGAAGGCGGACCAGAGCUUGAGAGGAAAGCUUUGGAAGACUACAAGGACAAUCCCAUGUUCUCGUUCUUAUUUGAGAGGGACAGCAAGGAAUAUCUGUACUUUCGCAAGAAAGUAGCGCGACUUAGACAAGAGAACCAAGGUUCAUCUACACAAACUGAUGUCUCCUCCUCAGUGGACGAGGACACGAAGAAGGUGGCGGAGAAGCUGGCCCGCUUCGUGGCCGAUGGAGGGCCAGAGGUGGAGGCCAUCGCUAUCAAACACAACCACGACAACCCCACCUUCAGAUUCCUAUAUGAUCACCAAAGUCCAGCUCACCACUUCUACAAGUCCAAAGUAGAGGAGUACCGACAGGCCAAAAGUCGAUCUGCACCUCCGUCUACUGUCGAGUCGUCUUCAGGCACCAAGCGCCCGGUUGAAACUCCACCAGUUCCCAACAUCCUCAGUUCAGCCCAAACAGAGCAGAAUAAGGACAUAACUGCUACAGGUGCAAAGCGCAAGAGGAAGAGUCGCUGGGGGUCUGAGGGUGACAGAGUGGACCUGCCGGUCCCUUCUGUCGUCAUCCCUCAAAUGGUUAAGCCAGAUCCUGAUACUCCCACGCUGUCUGAGCAGGAACUGAUAGGAUUGGGUUAUAAGAAAGGGAAGCCGGUUGGGCUGGUGGGAGUCACAGAGCUCUCUGAGGAGCAGAAGAAACAACUCAAAGAACAGCAGGAGAUGCAGGAGAUGUUCGAUAUGAUCAUGAAGCACAAGAAGGCAAUGCAGGACAUGCAGCUGAUGUGGGAGAAGGCUGUGCGGGAGCACCAGCAUGAGUACGACAGCGAUGAGGAGAUCGACUCCAAGAACGGCACCUGGGAACACAGACUCCGAAAGAUGGAGAUGGAAAAAACAAGGGAGUGGGCCGAGCAGCUGACUGAGAUGGGGAAAGGAAAGCAUUUCAUUGGUGACUUUCUGCCACCUGAUGAGCUGGAGAAGUUCAUGGAAACAUUUAAGGCUCUAAAGGAAGGCAGAGAUCCAGACUACUCCGAGUAUAAAGAGUUCAAGCUGACUGUAGAGAACAUUGGUUUCAAGAUGCUGAUGAAGAUGGGCUGGAAGGAGGGAGAGGGUCUGGGCACCGAGGGCCAGGGCAUCAAGAACCCUGUCAACAGAGGAACCACAGCAGUAGAUGGAGCAGGCUUUGGAGUGGACCGACCUGCUGAACUCAGCAAAAACGAUGACGAAUACGAUGCUUUCCGCAAGAGAAUGAUGCUGGCUUACCGUUUCAGACCUAACCCUUUGAAUAAUCCAAGGAGGCCAUAUUACUGAAGAAGUUGUACUACAGUAUAAUUUUUAUCUUGUCUGAUACCUUUUCUUCAGUCUGUAGUUCGAAAUACACACCUUGGUAGCAUUGUAACAUUUGUCAGAACGUAAAAAUGUCCAAUUUUUUUUCUUGUGGUUGAUUCACUCCUGUUCAACUUGUUUUUUGGAAUAUGGUUCAAAUUUUCAUAUUUCAAAUUUUGCAUACAUUUCUCUUUAGAAAAACUGAAAUAUCACAAAAUUCUGACAUUCUUGACAUUAUCAAAACUCAUUCCAAUAAUGAUACUGUUUAUUUUAUGUUUGUUCUCAAAACAUCUCUUGUAAUGUGCUCUGACAUCCCAUUAAAGUUUUAUUGGUCCUCUAA